GUCCGAUUGGCUCCCGGAGCUGUCAGUUUACGCCUCCCCCACCGCCUGCUCCUGUAACCCCUGGCAACAAAACAAACGUACGGAGCGGAGUUCAAGCUAAAGUUUCAACGAGCGUUGUUGUUAGCGAAGUAAAGAUGCCACAGAAGAGACCAAAAAGUGCAACAAGCAGUGCAGGCAAGAUGAAACAUAAAGACAGGAAGCCCGAGUCACCUGCUCCUAUAGAAAAGCCUGAUCACCCUGAGGAUAUCUUCCCCAUGGUCCUGACGUCGGUGACCCAGGAGCUCUUUGGUUGCCGUGCAGAUGAGGACGUAACCAGCGAGAGUCCUUACAAGCUGCUGAAAAAGGACGACAUCAUACAGGACAUUAAGACAAGAGCUGCAGUGUCUGAUUUCAGCCCUGUGAAGCAGAGAGUGCUGGACUACCCAGACGAUGAGAUCUUGCUGGUUUUUGACCGAGACUUCAUUUAUGGCCAGUGUUUCUACCUGGUGAUGACACAGGAAGCUAAGGAACUCAUUCUCAAUCCCCCAGAGCCUGAAGAGAUACCAGCAGAGAUUGAAUGUGAAGUCAAUAAAACCCCAGAGCCACAGAAAUGGAUAUCACUUGGCAGUGAGCUGGAAAUAGAGGAAGAGUCUGUCAAAGAGACCAGAGAAAAGCUGUGCUUCGUGUUCUCUAAAGAGCGGAGAAUGUUUGGGGGACCAGUCUGUUUUUCCGACAGCAACGCCGCAGAUGAUAAGUAUGGCAACCUGGGGUGUCCUUCGUAUCAAGACAGCAGAUUCAGCAUCAAGCAGAUGCAGAGAGACUGCGGGACACAGGCUGCUCCCACACUGCAGAGCAGCAGUGCUCAGACACAGUGGAAGAGAAAGAAGAAUAUGUGUACCCAGUACAAGCCCAGAGAGUUCAGUCAAGAAGAAAAAGACAAUAUCCUCCAAAGUGAGAGUCUGAAGAACUUUUGCAACUUAGUGACACCCAGGAUGUUAUAUGCCCUUCAGCAGGAAGAGAUUAUGAAUGUGUUCCUUGAUGACUUGAAGGCUCUGGGGACAUGCCCUGAAGAAGGUGAAUGUUCUGGGAAGGAUUCUGCAGAAUUGAUGCUUUAUCAGGCCUUCACAGACCAGACGUACUCAAAGGACAGAACAAUCAGCUGCAUCAACUGGCACCCGACUAUCUAUGGUUUGAUAGCUGUGGCGUUUACAGCGAAAAAGGAGCAGCAGUCUGAUGAGCCGACUUCGUCUGAUGUCAGACCGUCUCACAUUGUCUUCUUUUGCUUCUCUAAUCCCUAUGAUCCCCAGUUGCUGCUGGAGUGCCCAGAUGACAUUUACGCCUUUGAGUUCUGCCCCUCAGAUCCAAAUAUUAUUGUUGGCGGCUGCAGGAAUGGCCAGGUUGUAUUAUGGGACAUUUCUGGUCACAUCACGCACUUACAGAGAGCACAGUCAAGUGGUAAAAAGGUCUCUGUCAACACUGACACCUUCGACCUUGAUGACAACAAAGAGAAAAAGACUCCUGUCGUGCGCUGCUGUGCAGUGUCUGCCAUGGACAGCAGCCACAAAGCACGAAUCACUGAUGUGAAGUGGCUGCCACCAACGUUUGAGGUGACCAGGAUGGGGGUACCAGUGGAGAACCAGUAUAACACUUCGGUUCAGGUGGUCACCUGCUCUCCUGACUGCUCUAUAAUGUUCUGGGACGUGCGACUGCCAAAACCAUUGAAUCAGUCAGCAUUGGACAGGAAGAAGACUGAGGAUCAGAAGGUCCAGAUGACUCCCUACAGUGUCCCUGACACUUUCAAACACCUGGACCGCACAUGGAAACCACUACUCAGGGUUUCACUGCCAAACAUCAAUACCAGCGAAGAAUACGUUCCUUUGAAAUUCAGCUUCCAACACUACACCUGUAAAGGAAACACAGACAGAAACACAGAAGAAGCUGAUAAGAGCUCAGAGAUCAUCCGAGACUUCAGCCAGCUCAGGCUGCCCUCGGCCAAAACACUCACAACUCUGGAAGACGUCAACACCAAGUUCUAUAUCGGAACCGAGGAUGGGGAGAUUGUUUACACUGACUGGAAACUGGAGAAGGACGAUUCUGGACGGCUGCAAAGUGCCAAGCCCCUCCACUGUUUCAGCAUCCAUAGCUGGAUGGUAAACACGAUACAGCGGUCGCCCUUCUUCAAAGACAUCAUUUUGACCACAGGAGGUUGGAAGUUUGCCAUCUGGAAGGAGGGAGUCAUGGACGGCCCCAUCAUCGUGUCACCAAUCUCCGAACAUGUGAUCACUGUGGGAUGCUGGUCCCUGUCCCGGCCAGCAGUGUUUUUCAUUGGGAAAGACGACGGCAGCAUUGAGGUGUGGAACCUGCUGGAAAAGACCAGUGAGCCUACCCAGGUCCACGCACACAUCACCAACGCCAAGAUUACCUGCAUCACACCCUGGACCGCCACGCCCAAGCAGCACAUUCUGGCUGUGACUGACGACCUUGGAGUGGUUCGUGUUUUUGAAAUUCCAAAGACACUCUACAUUCCCUCCAAGAGCGAGAGUUUGAAUGUGAAGAAGCUCUUUGAACUGGAGGAAAACAGGUUGAAGGAUUAUUUGCAGAGGGAGAAGUUGUCUCAAAAAGAGCAGAAGGAGGCUGAAGAACUCGAGAAGAAAAUGGAGCCAAACGAGCCACUGAAAUCCGAGCAGGAGGAAGAAGACACACACUUAAAGGAGUACAGGGAAUACAUGGUACUGGAGUAAAGUUGUUCCUGAAGGACAGGGGCCUGUGGUCAGUUACUGCAGACACACAGGAUCACAUCCAGUCUGAAACACACAUGCAGUACAUACAUACUGUUGUCGUUAUAUUGUUAGGAUACUUCACUGAAGACCUUGGGAGGUUCAGAUAAAAUGACGAACUGUUGGGAGCUUUGAAAUUAAAAAAAGGAAAGGCAGGGGGACAUUCCACAGCAG
Molecule: messenger RNA, 2930 nt
Organism: Paralichthys olivaceus (Japanese flounder)
Lineage: Eukaryota; Metazoa; Chordata; Actinopteri; Pleuronectiformes; Paralichthyidae
Gene: dnai3
Product: dynein axonemal intermediate chain 3
Biological process (GO): inner dynein arm assembly; cilium movement involved in cell motility
Cellular component (GO): inner dynein arm
Molecular function (GO): dynein heavy chain binding; dynein light chain binding
Source: RefSeq, a predicted model, not a curated record